UCUCCAGUCAGUAUUAUUAGUCCCUCCUCGACUAAAAACUUUAUACUACUUGCUGCUGCUCUUCUAACAUUCAUCAAGUGAAGUGAAGUGCAAGUGCAUCUCUCUUCUUCAUCUUUGCAAAGAGAACGACUAAAUAAUAACUGAGCUGCACUUGUGAGAUGAGACUUUUUAUUAGUGCACUUUAGCAAAUACGAGAAGAAUUAGUAGACUGACACAUGAAUUACACAUUAAUUAGGUAGAGCUGUUAUAGUUAUUAGACGACGCGAGAGAGCUGUAUGGAGCUGCUCGUUGAUUAUAGAGUCUAGGAGUUCAGUUUCACUAGAAGUUAUUAGUCUUAAUUUAAUGCCAUAGAUGAUCUCAAGUUAAUAGCGUUCCCUUGUUCUCUGAAUGAGCUUUGUGAAAAAAUAGGAUCUCAAAUAGUUGUUCGUAGUUUGUUUCGAGAUGUAGAAAACGAAAAUAUCAAAAUUUCUUCCAAAAUCACUUGUCAGCAUCACUUUAUACAACACACGCCACAUAAUUCCUGCAACUUUAUUACUCAAAUGACGAACAAUUUUGUCAAAAUUCAACAAAGGAAGCCAACAUUAAUGGAGCUUUAUCUGCUAUCGUCGUAGCUUGUCACGAUAUAGAAUCUCUCAUCCCCGGUGAAAAUAAAAUAACAUGAAGUCGUCAACAAAUAUGACAAAACAACGCCAAAAAGUUUUCAGCAUCGCAUUUACUGUACAAAUUCUAAUACUCGUGAUUUGUGGAAUUGAAACGGUUCGUUCCUUAAAAUUCAUACUGGAGCCAGAUGACGCCGUGGUGCCAAGGGGUGCGGGCGUCGUUUUAAACUGUGCUGCAAGAGGAGAAGGUGUGCUUUCUCCGAGAAUUUCGUGGAAGAAGGAUGGCGUCCUCUUGUCCUUUAUCGGAGAUUCUAGAAGCGCGGAUGAUAAUGACUAUGAGAGGUCCAUCCUUGCCAAUGGCUCCUUACACAUAACGUCUUUGAUCCGAGCGAGGGAUUCCCGUCCUGAAGAAGGGUCUUAUCAAUGUGUCGCAACAUUAGAUGGAACGGGGACAAUACUGUCUCGGUUCGCCAAAGUUCAAGCAGCUUCCAUUGUGAGAUUUGAAGAGGAACCAGAAGACAUUAGCAUAGCGUUAGGUCAGACGGCUCGAUUUAGCUGUAAUGCUGAGGGGAUACCGCCUCCAAAAAUUUCCUGGAUCAAGGACAAUCAACCCUUGAUUAUGGAUGACAUUAGGAUGUCAGUUCUCCCGUCGGGUUCACUAGAAAUAACAAAAAUACGUGAGAGCGAUCAAGGUGUAUAUAAAUGUCACGUGUCAAAUUCGGAUAGACAGCAUAUUAGUCGGACAGGAAGAUUGGUGCUGAAUCCUAACCCAGACCGCGAUACACCUCCCUCGUUCACCGUAAUCCCUAAAAGCCGGACAGUUACCGCUUUGGACACGAUUAUAUUGGAAUGUUCUGCCGUGGCAUACCCGCUUCCUAGAAUAUCCUGGUUGAAAGACGGUGUAACAAUUGAUCUCGAAAAUAAGCACACAAGAUACUCUUUAGUUGGAGAAGCAAAUCUCAAGAUAACACGUGUGGAGGAAGUAGAUCGAGGAACAUAUUUAUGUAGAGCUGAAAACAGAGAGGACUCGUCAGAUAUUUCUGCAACAAUUGAUGUUCUAGUUCCACCUAAAGCGCUUCCAUCACUUACAAAUUUUUACGCUUAUGAAAAAGAAGAUGUUGAGCUUCCAUGUAGAAUCACUGGACGACCACAACCCCCCAUCAUUUGGAGAAAAAACGGAGAGACGAUAAUUGAAGGAGAUUACUUUCAAAUUGUGCACGGAAAUAGUCUCAAAAUCCUCGGCUUGGUGACCACAGAUGCUGGAAUGUACCAAUGUUUUGGAGCUAAUUCGGCCGGAAAUGUACAAACUGGAGUUCAUUUACAAGUAUUACGACCAGGCCAAGAAAUGCCUGAGCCCGAGUUUGUCUGGGAUUUUGAUGAUGAGUUGCCAUUAAUGGAUACCUUACCCCCAUCUCCCUCAUCACCAUUCUCGUCUCAUCAUACAGGUCAAAUACUCCCUACGUCUUCUUCAGCCACUACCGAUUUGAGCAAUCACUCUCCGUCCGGAGGACCAUCUGCUCCUCGAGACAUUUCCGCCGUUCUCAUUUCCACUCGCUUUGUUACACUUACGUGGAAAGCACCAAUCAUCACCAAUGGGAAUAUCAUUGCUUAUGCUAUCUACUACAAAGAGAUUGGAUCGGACCGAGAACGGACCAGAAAUACGACAACAGGGCGGCUAGAGGAAGUAAAUAUACAAGGACUUCAACCCAAUAAACGAUACACCUUUCGAAUUGUCCCAUACAAUGAGAAAAGUUCUGGAGUUAGUUCUCCCGAGAUCGCAGUGACGACACAGCCAGAGGUCAACGUUCCUGGUUCUCCGGCAAAUUUGAGACCCGUCCUAGUCACUCCGACAAGUAUUAAGCUUGCCUGGUCUCAGCCGGAAGUGAGCAACGGAAAUAUUCAGCGCUAUAAAGUAUAUUAUGUAGAGGCCAGCUCAAAAACGAGUACUUCCGGCACAGUCAAGUUAAUAGAGGAAGAUGAUGACACAGCAGAAGAAGAUGAUGGUGAAAUUGAAGACUAUCUCUUGCCAAACAACGGAGGCAUUCAGUCCAAAACGGUUAACAUACCGGAAGUUGUCAUUGAGGAUUUAAAGAUUUAUACAGAAUAUUAUAUUUGGGUUCUUGCCUUCAAUCAGAAUGGGCCUGGCCCUAGCUCAGAAGAAAUCAAAAUAGUAACUUUAUCUGAUGUUCCUGCUGAUACUCCGCACAACGUGACGGUUGAGUCUGCUUCAUCAACGAGCAUUGUUGUCCGCUGGGAGCCUCCUCCAGUGGAAUUCAGAAAUGGAAUCAUCACUGGUUACAAGAUUAAGUAUAAACAAAAGAAAAAGCGAGCAGAGACUGUUACAACGGACGGAAAUACAUUGUUCAUGGUUAUGAACGAGUUGGAAAAAGGGAUGGAGUAUCAGAUUAAAUUGGCAGCUUUAAAUUUGAACGGCACUGGACCGUUUACUGAAUGGAUUCCUGCAGUCACGUUUGAAAGAGAUUUAGAUGAAACGAGAGUACCAUUAAAACCAAUUACCAUCCAAGCUCAAGCGUCAUCAGACUCCAUCACUAUAAGUUGGAUGCCACCCCGGAACCAGAACAUAAUGAUUCGCGGUUACACAAUUGGUUGGGGUAAGGGAAUUCCAGACGUGUAUACAAAACUGGUCGAAGGAAAACGCCGCCUGUACAUCAUCGAAGACUUGCAACCCAAUUCUGACUACGUAAUCUCAGUUCGAGCUUUCAACCAAGUUGGAGACGGCGAACCUAUCUAUGUCAACGAGAGAACGAAAUCAACCUCUGACGAAGAGUUUGGGGGUGGUCCCAUGAUGGCCCAGUUGCCACCACCCAUUGGGCUAAGAGCUGUAAUUUUGUCAUCAACUUCCGCUGUGCUAUACUGGACAGAUUCAUCCUUGUCACGAACUCAACUUGCGACUGACAACCGUUAUUACGUGGUUCGAUUUUUACCCACGGAACAAAGUUCAGCCCUUGGCCCUAAAAAGACGUCGCCAAAGUUGGUGAAUACAACCCAAAUGAACACAAUUCUGGAUGAUUUACGACCCGGAACUCAAUAUGAAUUUAGCGUUAAAGUUGUAAAGAACCGAUUGUCCUCAGAAUGGAGUUUAGUGGCCAUAAACACCACGUUUAGUUUGGCGUUGUUGGCACCACCCCAGGAUAUCACGACUCUUGCAUUCACACUAGCUGACGGAACUUCCAGUGUAAUCGUAAACUGGCAACCACCCAAGGCCACUGGGGAAGACGAAGUUAAGGGAUAUGUCGUAUUUUACACGACAAAGCCAUCUCUGAAGGAAUGGGUGGAAGAAGCUGUUCCUGAAGAUGUUCUUACUCACAGAGUGCAAGGCCUAACCCCGGAUACGAAUUACUACUUCCGGAUGGCUGCAAAAUAUCCGAAAGGCCUUGGUCUAUACACAGACAUUAAAUCAGCAGCAACUCCACCGGCAAAAACUCUUUAUGGAAAUGGAUUUGGCAACGGAGUGCGAAAUAAUCCUUAUGAACAUGAUAUAAGACCGCAGGACAUUGUUCUUUACGUUUUAAUCGGACUCUCGGUUCUUUUGGCAUUGGCAAGUAUUAUGUUGUGCAUUUAUUACAGAAGAAAGGGAGGUUCUCCAUCACCUAAUAAGAACAGCUCGUUAAAGAAAUCACGCAAACCAGAUCAACUUAAGCCACCCGACCUGUGGAUCCAUCAUGAUCAUAUGGAGCUUAAAAAUGUAGAAAAAAGCGGUCGCCAUACAGAUAGUCUUAUCAGUCCUUCUAGCCGAGGAUCCAGAGAAUAUACUGAUCUUGAUGAGAAAAUUCCGCUCCAAUGCAACACCAACUCGUUAGACAAGAAAAACUUUUUGUCUUCAUAUCUCGUUACUGGAGGUGGUCAUGACGGACGUGGCACAUUAACCGGCCGAAGCGUAAAAUCUCAAAUUCUUAGUGACACAUCCGGUCAUAUGAGCGAUGGCACCAAAACUUAUGAAACGACUGCCAGUGGAUCUUCUGCUGCUUCCAGCCAAAAUAACUUGCACACAAUGGCUCAAUACAGUGCUACUUCCGAGUACGGAACCCAAUCCGGUGGUAGCACAUUGGGAACAUUGAACCGUCGAACCCUUAGUAGUGGUGGUACAGGGAACCUUAAAAGUUUUUCUGUUCCCACACCUCCCACUGCUGGUUAUCCAUACCAGCCAAACACUUCUCAAAAUAAGAUGAACAUCCGUCCCAUGGGUGGAGGCGUGGUCGGAAUCCACCCAAGCAACGAUUUGUCCGCCCAACGUUCCCCCAAAAGGGUCUCAACCUCGCAACUGCCACCAAUGGUUGUUGGAUUUUCUAAGUCAAUUAGUCCCCGUGGAGGUGCAGGGGGCUAUUCCUCCUCCGGGGAAGCUUCACCCAUACAAAAAUGCUAUAGCACAGAGCAGCUAAACAAUGAAAUUUCUAACUUAGAAGGACUUAUGAAAGACCUUAAUGCAAUUACUGCAUCCGAGUUCCAAUGCUAAAUCCUGCAUAUAUAGCGUAUCAUCCAACAUUACAUUAUGUAUUUAUUACUGCGUACACACAUACAUGCACAAUUUACUACUUAAUCUCUCAUUUUAUUUAUAUAAGAAACGCAAGCAUUUCAUAUGUAUACUCAGGAAUGACCAACAUAAUUUAUAUAUAUGAUUUUUAAAAUAUUUAUUUAUUUUUUAGCAAUUCGUUGAAACAUUUUUACGUGAUUUUUGUUUUUUUAGCUGUGUUUUUUACCUGGUGAACUCCGAGUAAAAAAUUGUUCUCUAUCACAUUUCAAUAUUGUAAAUAUUUAUUACGUGAGAUCGAAACUUAUAUACCUACUUACUCUCUUUCUCAGUGUUCAUUAUCCGUGUGAUGUAAUAUAUUGAUACAACGUAGUAUUUAGCAACUAUUAUUAUUAUUAAAUUAUUAGCUGUAUCUGUACAAACAAAGAAAGUACAUACAUGCAUAUAUAGGAUAAUACAACUUGACUGUCGUUUUUGUAACAUUUCUAAUUUAGCCUAUAUUUUUAAAGUCAUAAGAUUAACGAAGCUGUGAAUUUUUUCCAAACUCAAAUCUCAACUUUUUUUACCAUUCAUAUACUAAACUUGACUGCAGAACGAUUUCUCGAAUCUUGAAAAUAAAUGAAUAAAUAUUGCAAAAAAAAGAAGCGUGA
Folsomia candida is the source of this 5738-nucleotide messenger RNA. It is a transcript of the gene fra, whose product is annotated as neogenin. The record is from RefSeq and is a predicted model, not a curated record. Gene Ontology annotation, cellular component: membrane. The coding region runs from base 658 to 5073 and encodes 1471 amino acids. NCBI's taxonomy places the organism in Eukaryota, Metazoa, Arthropoda, Collembola, Entomobryomorpha, Isotomidae. The transcript has 26 exons. Gene Ontology annotation, molecular function: protein binding. Gene Ontology annotation, biological process: cell-cell adhesion.